UUAAAGAAAGAAAUAGAGAAAGUCAUACGGUUGAAUGAAUCAUGUGGGGGGAUGAAAGCAAAAUGCCCAGAUUGCAGGCCGAGGGAGAUCCAUCUUCCUGGAAUUUUCCACGGACCUAGCUCAGAAGCCGAUGGCCGUCGAAGGUGACUCGCCAAAGUCAAACAAAAAGUCCCCUUCAAUCUCUCUCUGUGACCGAGGGACAUCCAUCUUCCUGGAAUUUUCCACGGAUCCAGCUGAGAAGCAGACGCCUCUCGAAAGUUCAAACAUAAAAAAGUCACCUUCAAUCUCUCUCUCUCUCUCUCUCUGUGGCCGAGGGAGAUCCAUCUUCCUGCAAUUUUCCACAGAUCCAGCUCAGAAGCAGAUGCGCGUCAAAGGUGACUCGCCAAAGUCAAACAAAAAAAAUCACCUUCUUCUUCCCCUCUAAAUACGCAGAACCGAGUACGCAUUCUCUGCGACUCUGUGCCCCCCGCCCCCGCCCCCGCCCCCGACCCCCCCACCUUCCUUCUCUGCACUGGAGUUGAGCUGAUUUUCGUGCUGCUUCCCGGGUGCGAAUCGUUCACACCAUCGCCGCUGCGGCCCCGCAGCAGGAAGCUGCCAUGGAAACGCAAGGUCCCCCCGAUAAGAAGUACGGCAACAGUCACUACAUUGAGGAGAAACUAGCGAAGCAGAAGGAAAUCGAUGACUGGCUUCCCAUCACCUCUUCGAGGAAUGCAAAAUGGUGGUACUCGGCCUUCCACAAUGUCACGGCCAUGGUUGGAGCCGGCGUCCUCAGCCUCCCCUAUGCCAUGUCCGAACUCGGAUGGGGUCCUGGUGUAGCUGUGCUAGUCCUUUCAUGGCUCAUCACCCUGUACACAUUGUGGCAAAUGGUCGAGAUGCACGAGAUGAUCCCCGGAAGAAGGUUCGAUCGGUACCAUGAGCUCGGGCAGUACGCGUUCGGCGAGAAGCUCGGACUCUACAUCAUGGUCCCUCAGCAGCUGGUCGUCGAGGUCGGUGUCAACAUUGUGUACAUGGUCACCGGAGGGAAGUCGCUGCAGAAGUUCCACCACACCGUGUGCUCGAGCUGCAAGAAAUUAAAGACCACCUACUUCAUCAUGAUCUUUGCCUCUGUCCAAUUUGUCCUCUCCCAUCUCCCCAAUUUCAACUCCAUCUCCGGCGUCUCCCUCACUGCAGCCGUUAUGUCUCUGAGUUACUCAACCAUAGCUUGGGGAGCUUCCAUAGAGAAAGGCGUUCAGCCGGACGUGAAGUACAGUUAUAGGUCAUCGACCACGGCUGGGAAGGUCUUAGACUUCUUCAGCGCCAUGGGCAAUGUGGCUUUCGCCUAUGCCGGGCACAAUGUGGUCCUGGAGAUUCAGGCGACCAUCCCCUCCACCCCUGAGAAGCCGUCCAAGGGCCCGAUGUGGAGAGGAGUCAUUGUCGCCUACAUUGUCGUGGCUCUCUGCUACUUCCCGGUCGCUCUAAUUGGAUACAGGAUGUUUGGGAACUCGGUCGAGGAUGAUAUCCUCAUCUCCCUGAAGAAACCGAAGUGGCUCAUUGCAAUGGCAAACAUGUUUGUCGUCAUCCAUGUUAUUGGAAGUUACCAGGUCUACGCGAUGCCGGUGUUUGACAUGAUAGAGACUGUCUUAGUGAAAAAAUUGCACUUCAAGCCAACUGGAACGCUUCGUUUUGUGGCUCGCAAUGUCUAUGUGGCGUUCACAAUGUUCGUCGCCAUCACUUUCCCAUUCUUCAGUGGCCUUCUUUCCUUUUUCGGGGGAUUUGCUUUUGCCCCGACAACAUACUUUCUUCCUUGCAUAAUGUGGCUCGCAAUCUACAAGCCGAGGAAGUUUAGCUUAUCGUGGUGGUCAAACUGGGUAUGCAUCAUAUUAGGGCUUUUGUUGAUGAUCUUGUCACCCAUCGGAGGACUCCGACAAAUCAUCCUCACGGCCAAGACAUACAAAUUCUAUUCUUAGAUUCGCAUGGAAGUGAAUCCGGUUUGUCUGUGAUGCAGAAGGAUUCAAAUUUCGAGUGCUCAUCGAGAAAGAUCAUAACCCAUGGUGGGCAAGACUAAAUGUUCAAGCAGGAAUACGUCUGGCGAUUCUAGUAGGUUAUUCAUGGAGUAUUAGGUGCAUCGUUUGUUUGUGAUGAGUAAUUUGUGACCUGGGAACUAGAAAAAGAGAACACACGCUCACCCCCAACUUAUCUAUGCCUGCCUUCUUUCUUUCUUGUGUGCAUAUAUCUUGUCUUGCUGUGUAAAACUUCUAGAGCAUCAAUAAAAAAAGAUCGCAAACUUUAAUUAUUUU
This is a messenger RNA of Eucalyptus grandis, 2276 nucleotides long. RefSeq names its product lysine histidine transporter 1. The record is from RefSeq and is a predicted model, not a curated record. Lineage: Eukaryota; Viridiplantae; Streptophyta; Magnoliopsida; Myrtales; Myrtaceae. The transcript has 8 exons. Bases 597 to 1946 code for a protein of 449 amino acids. Gene Ontology annotation, cellular component: plasma membrane.